This is a messenger RNA of Pisolithus orientalis, 3315 nucleotides long. RefSeq names its product CAMK/CAMK-unique protein kinase. The transcript is spliced from 4 exons. Gene Ontology annotation, biological process: protein phosphorylation; intracellular signal transduction. The record is from RefSeq and is a predicted model, not a curated record. Gene Ontology annotation, molecular function: ATP binding; protein serine/threonine kinase activity. NCBI's taxonomy places the organism in Eukaryota, Fungi, Basidiomycota, Agaricomycetes, Boletales, Pisolithaceae. Bases 1 to 3315 code for a protein of 1104 amino acids.
AUGUUGCACCAUUCUGCCCAGCCCAUUCCUCUUCCCAUCUCGUACAGACCUACUCCCCCUCCUCGCAAAGAUCCUCGUAUUUUAUCCCCAGCUUCCAGUAAUCAGCCUUCCUCUCAACCCCUUCCUACUUCUGCUGCCCGCCUGUUCAACAAACGAUUUCCCAAGGACGCCCUCCGCCCGCCCGCGCCUUCCUCCAAUGCCGCAGCUUCCUCGUCCCCUUCUUCCUUCCUCUCUCCUCUCCCGCGCUCUCCCUCCAUCCCUAUGGCAGCCAGCCCCGUCUCCAUCCCAUCCCCCCUGCCAGGCGCGCCCUCCUUCCGCCAUCAUCCCACCGUUUCCUCCACUCGCUACAGCACGUCUCGCCGUUCGUCCUCGGCCUCAUCCAUCAUCGAGGACACCCUCGCACCAGGAGACUUCAUCGGCGAAGGCGUUCUUUUGCAAGGCUACCCUCUUACCCCACCCGCCGUUGCUAUAGAAUUGCAAGACAACAGCCCCGGUCUCGCGACGGAGUUCCAGGUCAUUCGCAAGCUGGGUACUGGUUCUUAUGCCGUCGUCUACCUCGUUCGUGAAGUUCUUUCGCGCACGACGCCCUCCGAGGACGGCCACUGCGGCACUCUAGAUCUCGCCGACGCCCCAAACGGCGAUAAGAGUUACGUGUCUUAUGGUCGCGAAUUUGCCCUUAAAUGUCUCAGUAAGGCAAAUCUCGACGAGGACGCCCUCACUGCGCAAUUAUCGGAGGUCAAGAUUCACCAGUCUCUCCGUCCUCAUCCCAAUAUCGUCACUCUUCAUCGCACACUCGAGACGCCUGCCUUCUUACUUCUCAUCCUCGAAUACGUCCCUGGAGAUGAUUUGUUUUACUUCCUCGAACAAGCUCGUGACCAUUACGAACCAACACCCCCUGCAGACGACGCGACCCCUUCACGAACGCCUCCAACACCGUCCCUCCUUGCUUCUCUUCACCCAGCCCAGCUCCUCAGCUUGACCCGCCUCCGGCUUAUCGCACGCAUGUUCGCUCAGAUGUGCGACGCCGUCGCAGCUUGUCACGAACAGGGUGUCUUCCACAGGGACAUAAAGCCGGAAAAUUUUAUCGUCACGGAUGGUUUCGUCAACGGCGAACGCCGUGUUGUCGUCAAACUAACCGACUUUGGACUGUCUACCACCGACGAGGACUGUUCGGACAUGGAUUGUGGGAGCGCGCCAUACAUGAGCUUCGAAUGUCGUAACAAUGUUGCCCCAACGUACAAGCCAGCAGCUGCGGAUGUGUGGUCAUUAGGUAUCGUCCUAAUCAACAUGUUGUACCACUACAAUCCCUGGACGGACACUGCUGAGGGCGUUUGUCCAUCUUUCACCCUCUUCAGACAACUAGGCACACCUUUCUUCAUGAACAGGUUCACUGGCAUGACCUCCACUGUCGCUGACUUCCUUGCUACUCGUGUCUUCCACCUUCCUCCAGCUGCUUCCUGGUCUACCACCUUGUCCUCUCCUCAGGCACCAGUCACCGCCAGAGAGUUCGGAGAGUGGGUCAAGGAUCUGCCUGCUCAUUUCGAUGUCUGUCAGUCAGCCUUGGGCGUUGGCGGUCCGUCGAGAUCUGGACACAAACGCGUCCUUUCCACGUCCUCGAUGACAAUUGGGCAUCCGUUGUCGUCUUGUCCACCCUCUCGGCGCCCUUCGUCGCGCGCAGGUCUCCGUACCCCAAUACUACAUCCAAGGAGCUUAUCUGUCUCGAGAGCACCCUCCGUCAGCGCAAGUGUCGUUGGAAGGGCUGUCGGCGCGUUGGAAACGGUAAUGGAUGCGGAUAUUGGAGAGGCAAGUGUAGAAGAGUUUGAAGGCGUGCUGGGUGGUGUCGAGAACUCUAUCGUAGAUGGAAAGCUUGACGGACAACGUAGAAACGACAAAGAUGGCGAGGGUGACUUCCUCGAAGAUGGUCGGAGCCGGUCAACCAGGAAACGAGGUAGGCGAGGAGCCAGGAAGAGUAAGAACGUCACUACCGGUGAGGAUGAGGUGGACGAGACACUCGAGGUUCUCGCGAACGCCUCGCAGACCCUUGCGAGAGAGAUCAGCAGAGCCUCCCGUUCGUCUUCACUUGCUAACCGCGCUGUCUCAGACGCCACGUCCACCUCUCCUACGCCUACGUCGAUCAUGCCUCCCAUGGUGAGGAAGGCGUCUAGGUGGCUCUCGUUCGGUAAGGGAGGGAAUAACGUAUCCCUAUCCACUGGCGUGGAAGAACCUGCCCCUGGUACUGCGAACAAUGUAGCGGAUUUGAUUAUGGGCCUUGCUGCUCCUCCUGCUGUGGCGCCCAGCGCGUCUGCCUCCGACACGCAGACUUGUUCGCAAUCAUCUGUCUCCCUGUCGUCUCUUUCAAGCACAUCCUUGUCGAGCCAACCUCAUCCACAAAGGCUCCGCCAGAACGUGUCCUCAUUAUAUUCUGGCCACUCCACUCACUCCGCGGUAUCGAUCCACUCAAUUGCAUCGCCAUACGCCCGCACGCCGUUGUCACCGCAACGUUCCCCUGCAGACGAUGCGACAACCUGGACGCGCGGGCGCGGACCUCAGGGACAACCUUACAACCCGAACACUUGGGGUCCGUCAGUUACCAAUCGCAGUGGUUAUGGUGGAUUACACGGGCCUACCUCUGGUUCUAGGGCCACGGGUGUCAAUGGAAAUGGAGUGUCGUCGAGCGCAUCUUCUGUUACGACCAACUCCGCGAAAUCCAACUGGCGGUCCUCUUUGUCAAGUACUGCGAGCUCCUCAAUGAGCGCAUUUACCAAAUAUAGCAAUUCGACCACGAGUGUGAGCACGAUGGCGACAAGCGUGUCAAGUGGAAGCUGGAGAGUGCCUAACGGGAAGCAAGAUGGGGCUGGUAUCAAAGGUGGGGUCGAGGGAAUUCCCAAAAAUCUCAAGAUCAUGUCUGGCGUACCAUGGGAACUCGAUCGGUUCCCGCGGGACCCAAUGAGCGACGACCUUGGUCAGCCACCUCAGCGCAAGGCGCGCACCCGCAAACCUAAAGACGCGUCCAAGCUUGACACGAUCAACGAACGACCCCUCGGUCCAAGCUUUGGAGCGGGUGUUUCUACUCACCAGAAGGCGAACUUACCCGUCGUCACUGUCGUUCAUGAGCGCCGGGAUGCUGCCACGUCCACGACGGACCUCCAUGGGACUGUCCGUGGCAACGCCAAUGAAUCACCCGAUCCUAGUGCCGGUACAGCUACAUCUCCUACCAAUGCCAACGUCGGUGGGAAUGACGGAACGACGCCGAAGAAAGUGCAGAAAGGCCAAAUCAAUGCUCUGGCGAAGAUGUUGUCCGCGUUGAGGAGGUGA